AUGGGAAAGACUAUGAUUUCUCUGCUGUCGUUUCCUUUGCCACUAGACGCUCUUGGUCUGGGCCGCCUCAUCCACGACCGGACGGAUCCCAGAAAGGGCUUCUUCGAUCCCACGAUACUUCCAACCAAGCCCAAACCUGACGUCAGUCCUAGCGAUAUACACAAUUUCGCUGACAUGGUCAAGUCGACCCAUGCUGUGGAUUUGGAGGCUUCCCUGACGCGAUUUGCCUCGGCGUUCCUGCGCACGAAGGCCAAGAGCUUCGACGAAUUAAAAUCAUGCCUCGUAAAGGAAUACAUCCUUUCUAAUGCCGACUCGUGGUACGACACCAUCAUCAGCGAGGAAGCGACGCGGCGAUGGAUCGAGCGCUCCAAGAUGCGCGGCAAAGAUGUCUACCUCGUGACCGGAUAUCGAACACUGCUAGAUGCGGCGCUGAGCACGAGCAGUUCAAGUGGUGUCCAUGGCGGCGGAACAGCCCAUUUACCGGUAGGAGCGUUGGCAGGAAAUCCGGAUGACAGUCUUGACAUAAAAGGGAAAGCUCAGGUGGAUUCAGCCAAGUCUCACAACUUGACUAUGCUCGUUCCGGGGGAGAGGGUCUUUGCAGUGCAGUACCUCAAAAUCAAAUUCAAGCCUUUCUCUAGCGACAAGGUGGACUCUUCGUAUCUAGCGUCUCACAACCGCUGGAUUGAAAUGCUAACUGUUCGAGGCGAGGAGGCUGAGAACGACGGCCUUGAAGCGGUGCUUGUUGAAGAUUUCGAUGAUGGUGAUGAUACCUGCUACACGUUUUAG
Molecule: messenger RNA, 786 nt
Organism: Penicillium daleae
Lineage: Eukaryota; Fungi; Ascomycota; Eurotiomycetes; Eurotiales; Aspergillaceae
Exons: 1
Coding region: 1-786 (261 amino acids)
Source: RefSeq, a predicted model, not a curated record